This is a messenger RNA of Cricetulus griseus (Chinese hamster), 3128 nucleotides long. The record is from RefSeq and is a predicted model, not a curated record. NCBI's taxonomy places the organism in Eukaryota, Metazoa, Chordata, Mammalia, Rodentia, Cricetidae.
AGAAGGACUUUUAGAGUUAGGAAAAUAAGAGCUUCAUCAGAGUAUGACCAGUUAUUAAUAACAGGCGCUGAACCUUGUUUGAAAAUUAGCUGAGUUAAGGAAGGAUAGGCAUAAACUUUUUGUCUGCCAUGUUUUUUUUUCCUCAGAGAAAUACCAAUUGCAUUUUUCUUCUUCUUCUUCUUAUUCUUUUUUAAAACAAGACACAGUUUUUCCAUGUUGCCCAGGCUGGCCUUGAACCUCCUAGGUCCAAGUGAUCCACCUCUGAGUACUGGAAAAACAGCUGUGUCCCACUACCCCUACUUUCAAGUGUUCUUGAUACAAAAUUUAUGCUUUUAAAAAUGUUAAGAAAACUUACUAUAAAAAGCCAGAAAAUGGAAAAUGUUAAUGUAGAUUUCAUAGUGUUUUGUGAGAUUUUUCAUUUGCUUUGAUGGGAAUGGGGUAUUUGGAUUUGCUUUGGAUGGGUUUAAUAUCGAGGUUAGUAAGACCAAAUUAAGAGAUGCCUGCUGUCACUGUACUUUGAGUCUCCAGAUCAGUAGAUCUGGUCUCUGUUUUUCAUUAACUGUCCCUACUUCCAACUGGCCAGUCAUUUGAUAAAAUUAUUUGUUCCAAUAAUGUAACUGAUGGACCAAAGGGCAAAUUUGGGUAAAUAUAAAAUGAGAGCUAGCAUUACUGAGAGCUUACUAUGUGCCAGGCACCAUUCUAAGUGUUUCUAUGUGUAUAAAAUGCCCCUCACCACACUGUGAGGUAAGUAUUAAUAACCUCCUCUUACAGAUGGCAAACAGAGGCACAAAGAAGUAAAAUAAGUCCUUAUGAUUAAAAUUAAGAUCUGCCAAGAUCAAACCACAAAGAAUUGGUAGUUUGAAUCCAGAGCUAGUGCACCUUAACACUGCCUAUGCUGUGAACCGUGCAUUUGUGGAAAGUCUUCUAUGUUUACAGCCUUCAAUUCGGGGUCUUUUGAUUACACAUAAUUUCAACAUGUUUUCCAAACUCAAGUAACUCACUAAAAGCAUCUAAAACAAUGACUUUUUCCUCAUUUGACAUUGACAGUCUAAUGCAUUCUGACAGCUGAAAUAACCCUGGUGUACAUUUAUUUUCUGGAGGUUCAGCUAGUGACUGCAGUCUUCCUCCAAAUCCAGGAAAUACGUUAUCCCCUUUGUUUCUGCCAGGUGCUCCAAUUAUGGAGAAUCUGGCCCUAGUGUCACUUUAGCACAUGGGGUGGGCACACAACACAAUAGACCCUCUCUUCAGGCUGUGGGGGCAGGCUUGUUCUAUUUAUGUCUGGGAUUCGCUGCGGUUAUUCUGUGGCUUUAGGAACGAGUUUAAUUUUAUAGAAUUGCAUAAAGCAAGGGACAUAUGUCAUUCAAGAAACAAUAAAGGAGUCAAAACUGGAGUUUGCACAUCAGGAGGGUAUCCCGUUGUUUAGAAGGUUAGCAGGGUAUUUGAGAAAAUGAGAAUUAAGGCCUAAGGGCUUUAAUCAGAGAGGCUGCAUCUGAAUGUUUCAAGUCCACAAACCUUACGCGGUUCCUUUAAGCAGUGGAGCUGCUGCUUCCCGGAUGUGGAAAAAUGGCCCGCCUCUAGCCUAUGUCACUAAGGCAUCUAGUGACGCUGAGCGUGGGGAUGGCUUCUGGGUGGGGCUGCGCCUGCGCUGCGUGGAAGCUUCUUCAACGCUUGCGCUGUGGGAGCUUCCCAGGGUCUUGCGCGUGCGUACCGCCGCCAGUCCCGCCUUUCAUAGCUCCGGUGUGAGACAUGGUGUUGUCGGAGCUGGCGGCGCGUCUCAAUUGCGCUGAGUACAAAAACUGGGUGAAGGCAGGGCACUGCCUGCUGCUGCUGCGCAGCUGCCUGCAGGGCUUCGUCGGCCGCGAGGUGCUCUCCUUCCAUCGCAGACUGCUUACUGCAGUCCCCGGCCUUGGUCCCAACGCCACCUGCCGCGGCGGUUCCCGAUGCAACCCGCGAGCUCGCCAGUUUCAGCCUCAGUGUCAGGUGUGCAUAGAGUGGAAACGUGAGAUCUUGAGGCAUCACAUCAACAGAAAUGGAGACGUGCACUGGGGAAACUGCCGGCCUGGCCUCUGGCCUGUGGACGCUUGGGAGGUAGCCAAGGCCUUCAUGCCUCGAGGACUGGCAGACAAACGAGGACCCGAGGAAUGUGAUGCAGUUGCUCUUUUAAGUCUCAUCAAUUCCUGUGAUCACUUCAUGGUUGACCGGAAGAAAGUCACAGAGCUAAUUAAGUGUCGGAAUGAGAUAAUGCACUCUUCAGAGAUGAAGGUAUCAUCUACAUGGCUUCGGGAUUUUCAGAUAAAGAUUCAAAAUUUUCUGAAUGAAUUCAAGAAUAUUCCAGAGAUUGUAGCAGUACAUUCCAGAAUAGAACAGCUGUUGACAUCUGACUGGGCUGUGCACAUUCCUGAGGAAGAUGAACGAGAUGGAUGUGAAUUUGAAAUGGGAAGUUACUUGAGUGUGAGCCAAAUCCAUGAAAUUGAAAUGGAAUUGCUGAAGGAAAAGCUGCAAGAGAUGUAUCUUCAAGCAGCAGAAGAAGAGGUGUUGCCAGAAGAGAUCUCAAAUCAACUGGAUGUGGUAAAAGCGUUUCUGAGAAACAACUCAGAUCUCAGAAAUGGCCUUACAGAAGACAUCCAGAAGCUAGACAGCCUCCAUCUACAGCAUCAAAAAGAAAUUUCAGAGGCUGAUGAGAGACAGACACCUGAAAGAGAGGCUUGAGGUGAUGCCAUUAGACUGCUUCGUGUCGCCUCCAGACUUUGCUGUGUUCUCAAAACUGCCUAGAAGAAAUGUUCCAUGCCAAGGCUCAGCAAAGAUGAGAUCGCUCCUUCUCCUGGUCAGCUGCCUGCCCAAGAUGGACUCUGCAGACUAGAUGGGGGGGGGGACUGUAUUUGGCAUAUAUUUUGACUUUAGAACCCAAAUGAAUGCAAAUGUGCCUAUAGCUUGGGUUAAUUUCAUUUCCUGGUUGCUGUUUGUUUUCAGUCUUAUGUUUUCUUUCUCCUUUCAUUUUUUUCUCUUCUCAAGUUCCUUGAGAAGACUUCAAGAGUAAAACAAGAUUUUGCAUUUAUUUCGCAACAUUGCCAAAGCAAAAAAAAAAAAAAAAAAAAAAAAAAAAAAAAAAAAAAAAAAGCUGAAAUAAA